AUGGAUGGGAUCACAAAUUCCGCGCCUCCGACGCUCGAACCGUGGGACUUGCGCGGGGAAACAAAGCCAAGCAAAGAGUCGGAUCCACCAGCUUCAUGGGAUGCGGUUUCAAUUGGAGGUGAUGAUAUGGAUGAGCUCAUGGACUAUUUGUACUACUCCUACUACUACUACUACUACUACUACUACUACUACUACUACUACUACUACUACUACUACUACUACUACUACUACUACUACUACUACUACUACUACUACUACUACUACUACUACUACACCAGAUAUCAUCAAGAGCAGUUGAGCCUCUCAUGCACUGACUGGGCUGGGUCAUUCAUUACUCCACGCGGUCUACGGGUCGACGGUGGGCUAUAUACCGGUGGCGGGGUCCUGGAGCAGCCCUGCAAUGCCGAUGGUGAACGCCUGCUGUUUAUCCUCACCGGGUAG
This is a messenger RNA of Penicillium diatomitis, 441 nucleotides long. RefSeq lists its product as uncharacterized. The record is from RefSeq and is a predicted model, not a curated record. The transcript has 4 exons. The coding region runs from base 1 to 441 and encodes 146 amino acids. NCBI's taxonomy places the organism in Eukaryota, Fungi, Ascomycota, Eurotiomycetes, Eurotiales, Aspergillaceae.